Molecule: messenger RNA, 2580 nt
Organism: Dictyostelium purpureum
Lineage: Eukaryota; Evosea; Eumycetozoa; Dictyosteliales; Dictyosteliaceae
Exons: 2
Coding region: 1-2580 (859 amino acids)
Source: RefSeq, a predicted model, not a curated record
AUGAAAAAAAUAAUUAUUUUUAUUUUCUUUAUAUUUUUUAUUUCUAAAAUUUAUUCACAAUGGGAGCAAAGUUUGUUAUACUACAACAGAACAUAUAUCGAAUUUGACACAAAGUUGCCACGAACAAUUAAUUUUACCUUAUAUGAUGAUCGUCAAUGUAAAAUUAAAAAAGAUUCAUAUUCAAUAACAUGCAGCAGUGAAAAAUGUGUUAUGGUAUUAAAUGAAAAUCAGAUAAAAAACUUUUAUGGUAAUAAUAUAAAAAGAUGCAAGGUUAAAGAUUUUGAUGUUUUAUGUGAUGAACUAAUUGACAAUGAAAACUAUAUGUUUCCAAUAAAUUAUGCUCUCUCUGGAUUACCAUCGACUGAAGGUGGUAAACUUCAACUUACUGGUAAUUAUUUAAGAACUUAUGUUACUGAUUAUUAUAUUGUGGAUGUAAUUCAAAGAGAUGAAAAAUAUAUAGGUCUUAGUGUUGAUAGAGAGAAUUUUGACCCUGAAAAUUUAACUGUAAAUUUCCCACCUGGUUAUGGAAGUUUUAGAUUGUAUCCUGAUGCUUCUAUGCAUAAAAACAUAAUGUAUUUAAACUAUGCUCCUCCUUAUAUAUCUCAAUGUAUUUACAAAGACUCAAUGGUCAUAUUAAACGGUUUUAAUUUUUACAAUAACCAAUCAGUUGCUCAGGUUUAUAUUAAUGGAGUAAAAGUUUCAAUUGUUUCAAUAGAUCAUCGUUUAUUAAAACUUGAUUAUUUUACUGAGUAUUCUCAAAAAUUAAAUAUAAAUGUAACCAUUGGGAAUGUCUCAUUAGAAAAUAUUUAUACAUAUGAUAUAAAACCACAACCUGUGUCGAUUACUACAACUGUAUCAACUUCAAAAUAUAAUAGUGGUGUAAUAACAAUUACUGGAAGUUAUAUGUCAUCAUCUCAAACAUCAAGUACGACCAUAUCCUUAAUCAGUAGUGAUAAUAAAAGCUAUAAUUGUGAAUAUUUAUCAUCAACAAAAUCUCAAAUAGUUUGUUUAUUGGAACCUGGUGAAGGAUUAAUAAAUAGAGUUAAAAUUAAAAUAGAUGAUGUUGAAAGUUUGAUUGAAAUAAACUUUAAAUAUGGUGUCCCUCAAUUUACAUCAACAAAUGCAAUUCAAAUUGAUAGAACAAACGAAUUUUCAUUGACAGGUAUUAACUUUGGUAAUAUUAACGAUAAAAAUGGUACAGUUAAACUUUUAAUUGAUGGAAAUGAAAAUAAAGAAAUAAUAACAACAUCAAUAAGUAAUGAUGAAACUAAAUUAUCAUUUAAAUUACCAAAUAUAUGUGAAACAUCUGUAAAACUAUCAAUUGAAGUUAAUGGUGUUAUUUCAAAUAAUAGUAUAGUUAUAAAACUACAACCUACAGUUAUGUUAACUCCAUCAAGACCAUUAACAAAUGGAUCAUCAUUACAUAUUGAUAAAUACUUUUCAUGUAAAGAUAAAAUUGUAAAACCAUCUAUUACUGUUGAUAGUUCUAAUAAUCAUAUUGAUUGUACUAUAAUUUCAAGUUUUGUAGCAAGCUGUAAUGUUGGUAUUGGAACUGGUAAACAUUCAUUAACAUUUUAUGAAGAUGGUAUUGAAAAAAUCAAUUUAUCUUUUCAAUAUGCACCACCAACAAUUGUAUCACAUAAUGUUAAUGGGUUAAAAACAAUUACAUUAACUGGUAAUAACUUUGGUAAUGAUUCAUCAAAAUGUAAUUUAAUAUUUGCAAAUAAAAAUGUAACAUGUAAAGUUAUCAGUGAUACAACUAUAACAUUCGAUGCAGAUUCACAAUAUGAUUAUGGUAAUGUUAGUCUUAUAAUCGAUAGUAUUCAAAUGUCAAAUGAUAACUAUAAAAUAAUGUUACCAUCAAUAAUUGGAUUGGUAAAAGAUAAUAAUAUUUCAACAAGAAAUGGAACAGUGUGUAUUCAUGCCUCAAGAUUACCUGAAACUAAAUCUGGUGUCAAUAAUGCAAACAAUGUUACAGUUGAAAUUAAAUCACAUUUAAAAGAUGGUACAAAUACAUUUAAAGACUAUAAUGUUUCAAAUAAUAUGAUUUGUGUAUUAUUAAAUGAUGGAUAUGUUGGUACAUUUGAUUUAUCAGUAUUCAUUUACAAUGAAUUCAUUUCAAAAUAUACAGUAUCAUACAACAAACCAUAUUUUAGUUUAAUAAAUAUUAUAGAUGGUGGUAAUACUUAUCAGUUUGAAGUAUAUGGUAAUGAAUUCGGUGAACCAUUUGAAAUUCAUUUUAAUUCAUCAAAAGGUGAUUUAAUAAUGAACUGCGCAUUCAAUAUUUCAAUACAACACAAUAAUAAUGAUUUAUACAAUUGUAGUUUCCCCAAAAUCAAUAUUGAUUCAAUUAAAGAUGGCAAUGAACAAUUAUACUUAAAAAUAGGUGAGUCUAAAUAUCUAAUUAAUGAAAAAUUAAACAAGGAACCCGAUUACAAUAGUAGUACAUUGAAGAAGGUAUUAAUUCCAACACUUGUCGGUGGUGCUGCAUUGUGUGCCGCUGCAUUUAUUGGUUAUAAAUAUAGAGAAAAUAUUUUUAAAAAAAUUGAUAAACUAAAAAAUGGCAAAUCAAAUGUAUAA